This is a messenger RNA of Ramularia collo-cygni, 498 nucleotides long. RefSeq lists its product as uncharacterized. The coding region runs from base 1 to 498 and encodes 165 amino acids. Lineage: Eukaryota; Fungi; Ascomycota; Dothideomycetes; Mycosphaerellales; Mycosphaerellaceae. The record is from RefSeq and is a predicted model, not a curated record. The transcript has 2 exons.
AUGAGUGCACAACCAUUUCCGAACAAUGCGUAUGAGACUGCUGGAAAUCCCACGGAUAAGUCUAAUUGGGAAGAGUCACAAGCUCAACGCAAUGCCAGUGCAGKCGAAGAAGAUGCAGUGGCACACCGAUCAGCAGGGAAGCCGGUAGGAGACGACCAGGCCACCGUGACAUCUCGGGCUCGUGGCAUCCACGGUGCUCCGCCUGGGGAAGAGACUCGCGGCCAUACACAAGAGAGUCUGGAUAGACAAGAGCUGGAUGCUGCACAGAUGGGUGCUCCGGGCGAAGGCAAGGUCGCAUCGGCGGUGGAUCGCAAGCCAGGUGCUUCGGGCAGCGAGCAAACCUUUGAGACGGAUUUGGACAAGAAAAAGGCCGAGCAAGCUCCAGCACGACAGCAUGAAAAGGAAAAGAAGGAGCAUGAGGUUGAUGUUGGUGGUAUCCUUGGGCAGCGAGGCGGCCCGGCCAAUCCUGUUGAAAAAGAUGGGUAUCCCAAUAAAUGA